This is a messenger RNA of Ogataea parapolymorpha DL-1, 1551 nucleotides long. Its product is annotated as MFS transporter. The transcript has a single exon. The record is from RefSeq and is a predicted model, not a curated record. Bases 1 to 1551 code for a protein of 516 amino acids. NCBI's taxonomy places the organism in Eukaryota, Fungi, Ascomycota, Pichiomycetes, Pichiales, Pichiaceae. Gene Ontology annotation, cellular component: membrane. Gene Ontology annotation, biological process: transmembrane transport. Gene Ontology annotation, molecular function: transmembrane transporter activity.
AUGUCUGAUACCGCCAUCCAUCUUCACAAGUCCAAGACAAGCGACAACCAUGUCGAGGUCGAGGAGCUUAUCCGCGAUGAAGAACAAGUUAGAGUGAAGCACUGGUAUGAUGCUUUUAUCAGACUGUUUUAUUGGUAUCCGAGAGAUAUCUACUCGCCUAAGGAACGCAAAUUUUUAAUCAAGCUUGACCUUUGCUUGCUGAUCUAUAUUUGUGUUUCCUAUUUCACCAAAGCCCUGGACAAAGCGAAUAUUACCAAUGCCUACGUUAGCGGAAUGGAAGAAGACAUAAAAUUCUACGGUGACGAUCUGUCGUAUGCCAAGUCUUUGUAUUCUGCCGGCUACAUUGUUUCCAUGGCGAUCGGUACUCUUUUGGUGACUCAGAAAUGGUCUAGGUUUUUGCUGCCAUCGUUCGAGCUCAUUUGGGGUGUUUUGACUUUCUGCGGUGCUGCUGCUACUAAACCGCAACAUAUUUUCUGUCUUAGAUUUUUGAUUGGGUUCUGCGAAGGAAUUGCCUUCCCUUCAUCUGUUUACAUCAUUGGAAGCUGGUUCACCAGAGAUGAGGUGUUCCGUCGUGUUAUGGUGUUUUCUGUGUCGUCCAGUUUGGGAGGCAUGUUCUCUGGUUACCUUCAAAGUGCUGCCUACGAAAAUUUGAGUGGUACCAGAGGCCUUGCUGGCUGGAAAUGGGGUUUCAUUAUUGACGGAAUCUUUACGGUUCCGGUUGCUAUUUUUGGACUGUUCAUGUUCCCAGGCCCACUGCAAGCAAAGUCCCAAAAAGACACAAAGCCAAUUUGGUGGAUGACGAAAGACGAGUACGAGAUCGCUGUUGAGCGACAGGUGAGAUCCGGUAUUGACGGUGCUAGACAGUACGAUCUUAAGAUCCUCAAAAAGACCAUUCUUCAUUGGCCAGUGCACUUCUUUGCUACCUUCUGGGUGCUCCUCAAUAUUGUGGCGCUCCCAGACGGCACUGUGAUGCCGCUGUGGCUGAAAUACGAGGCGAAAGUCCACAACAGAUUCACCGUCUCGCAAAUCAACAACUACCCGACACUGCAGGCUGUCGUGGGUGUGGUUGCACAAUUUUUCCUCGCAGGACUCUCGGACUCGUUCCCUAUUUAUCCGUUCUUGGCAUUCACGCAAACUUGCUUCAUCAUUGCAUACGCUUCCUUGGCAGCUUGGAAUAUCGCUUGGGGUUGGAAAUGGGUGUGCAUGCUCGCGAUCGGCCUUGACUCUGUCAACCAGGCCAUUGUGUCUGGAUGGAUCAACAGAGUGUGUCGUCACGACAGUCGUGAGAGAGCAUUUGUGAUCGGCUACUCCGAUGCCGUUUCCCAGGCUAUGAACGUCUGGACUAAUAUUGUCUUCUAUCCUACAAGUCAUGCGCCUGAGUUCCGCCUGGGACUGAUCAUCUCUACGAUUGCUGCUUUCCUGAUGCUGGUCUUACCUAUUGUUGAGGUGUACCUCACCAAGCGCGAUACCAAGAAGUACGUCGAAAAGAAGGAACGCGAACUGGUCGACCGCAUUUCGGUCAGCAGCGAAGAGAAGGGAGUAGCUUUGUGA